This is a messenger RNA of Cucumis melo (muskmelon), 2021 nucleotides long. RefSeq names its product cell division cycle 20.2, cofactor of APC complex-like. Gene Ontology annotation, biological process: positive regulation of ubiquitin protein ligase activity; positive regulation of anaphase-promoting complex-dependent catabolic process; anaphase-promoting complex-dependent catabolic process. Gene Ontology annotation, cellular component: anaphase-promoting complex. Bases 391 to 1752 code for a protein of 453 amino acids. Gene Ontology annotation, molecular function: ubiquitin ligase activator activity; protein binding; anaphase-promoting complex binding. The transcript has 5 exons. NCBI's taxonomy places the organism in Eukaryota, Viridiplantae, Streptophyta, Magnoliopsida, Cucurbitales, Cucurbitaceae. The record is from RefSeq and is a predicted model, not a curated record.
UUCUUUUCGCUUUAUUUUACUCCCAAUCGCAAUUAUAUAAUCUCACGAUUACGAAUCAACACAAUCACGAUUCGUCUCUCUCUCUCUCUCUGAUCUCUCUCGAACGGACAAACGCUCCUCUCUAUAUUCAUCAAUCGACUCUCAAGUGUUUUUCUUAUUAUUGUUGUUACUAUUCUUUUUAUGAUAUUUAGUUUUUGAGUCUUGCUAUCUGGUAUACUAUAUUUGUGAAUCUUUCCAAUUUAUCUGGUAUAUUUCUAAGAAAUUCGUUUUUGAAUCGACUCUCAAGGGUUUUCAUUUUUGUGCUGCAUUAUCAAUCAGUUUUGUCUCUCUUUUUUAUUUGUUCUGUUGGUCAAUACCGCCUUUUUUUUUUGUUUUUGGAAAAUUAACGCUAUGGAUGCAGGAUCUUUGAGUGCUUCUAAUGCCAAUCACUCACGCUGUCCCCUGCAAGAACAGCAUCUCCAGAGAAAGCAAUCUCGAGAAAAUUUGGAUAGAUUUAUUCCGAAUCGAUCAGCAAUGGAUUUUGAUUAUGCGCACUACAUGGUGACUGAAGGAAGGAAAGGUAAGGAAAACCCUUCUUUUAGUUCGCCUUCUAGGGAGGCUUAUCAGAAGCGUUUAGCUGAGACAUUCAACAUGAAUCGAACUCGGAUUCUUGCGUUCAAGAACAAGCCUCCUGCGCCGGUUGAGUUGAUCCCAAAGGAAUUCUUCUCCUCUGUUUCUCAUGAUAAACCUGUAAAGGCCCGCCGCCAUAUCCCCCAGACCUCUGAAAGGACAUUGGAUGCUCCUGACCUUGUUGAUGAUUACUACUUAAACUUGUUGGACUGGGGCAGUGGCAACGUGCUUGCUAUAGCUCUUGGCAACACCGUGUAUUUGUGGAAUGCAACUGAUGGCUCUACUUCAGAGCUCGUUACGGUUGACGACGAAGUUGGUCCCGUAACAAGUGUAAGUUGGGCACCUGAUGGUAGACAUAUUGCUAUUGGGUUAAACAACUCAGAAGUACAGUUGUGGGAUUCGACCGCAAAUAGACAGCUAAGAACUCUGAGAGGUGGGCAUAGGAUGCGAGUUGGCUCUCUGGCAUGGAACAAUCAUAUUCUCACCACUGGAGGAAUGGAUGGGAAGAUUCUGAACAAUGAUGUGAGAAUUAGAGAUCAUAUAGUGGAAACUUACAGAGGCCAUGAUCAAGAGGUCUGUGGUCUAAAGUGGUCAUUAUCAGGGCAACAGUUAGCGAGUGGAGGGAAUGACAAUGUCCUCCAUAUCUGGGACAGAUCAAUGGCAUCUUCGAACUCAGCAACUCAGUGGCUUCACAGACUUGAGGAGCACACUUCUGCAGUCAAGGCCCUUGCAUGGUGUCCAUUCCAGGGCAACUUGCUUGCAACUGGAGGAGGUGCUGGGGAUCGCAACAUUAAGUUUUGGAACACCCACACUGGGGCAUGUUUGAAUUCUGUUGACACUGGUUCUCAAGUUUGUGCUCUACUGUGGAAUAAAAAUGAGAGAGAGUUGCUUAGCUCUCAUGGUUUCUCCCAGAACCAGCUCACUCUUUGGAAAUACCCUUCAAUGGUGAAGAUGGGAGAGCUCAAUGGCCAUACAUCAAGGGUCCUCUUUAUGGCUCAGAGUCCAGAUGGAUGCACUGUGGCUUCAGCAGCAGCAGAUGAAACAUUGAGAUUCUGGAAUGUGUUUGGGACUCCAGAAGUGGCUAAACCUGCUCCAAAAUCAUCUGUUACAGAGCCCUUUGCUCACCUCAAUCGCAUUCGAUAAACUUGUGUGUGUAUAUCUCUAUUUUUGUUUUGUUUUGUUUUCAGUGUAACAUUGUUAUAGUUAUACAACUGGCGAAGGAGAUGUUGUUGUAUUGAUAAAGAAUUAUCGCUACAACGUUUUGUUGUUUGUUGAGAGUUCAUUAGAGUUGGGAUCAUUUGAAAUUAAAAAGGUCCAUGUAUGUAAAAACUUCUCUGAAUCAUUUGUGAUGAGGAUGUAUAUUAAUCUGUGUAGCUAAUUCUUUGAUGUAUAUUACAUUUACUGGAUAUUCA